Messenger RNA from Symbiodinium sp. CCMP2592, 708 nucleotides. NCBI's taxonomy places the organism in Eukaryota, Dinophyceae, Suessiales, Symbiodiniaceae. The record is from the annotation of a GenBank genome assembly.
AUGGAGCCGUGUGUUUGGCAUCGCAUCUGCUACUCCUGCCUGGCCUCCUCCUUUGGCGUCCUCUGUGUCCUUGCAACGGCUCACCAGGCUAUCCGCAUAGUGAGGGCCGAGGCGUUCCGCGUGGAGGAGUGGUUUGCCUUGACCCUGCAUGCCUGUGGACUCAUUGCGCUGCCUGUCGCUGCUGCAGGGUGGAUGAGGCGCAGGAUGGUAGCUUUGGCCUUUUUUCUCUUCCUCUCUUCCUGGGUGAUCUCCUGGGCGUCGGUGCAGGCGGCAGAGAAGACGAUACUGCUCUGCUUCGAAUGGUACGCGAUCGUCCUGCUGGCCGUUGGUCUGCAUCUGGAGCAGCGCCGGAGAAACAGCGCAGGGAGCCAAUGCCCAAAGGAAGUGAGCUGUGUUUGGGCGCCGUGUCGCUUCGAUCAGCGCCAACGGAGCCCCGAGUUCUACAGUUUCGAGGUGAAGGCCGGCGACCCGAUCAGCUGGACGCCCUCAGCGCCCACACCGCUCGUGGCUCCCACUUUGGUUGGAGACCUGCAAACCUGCCUCUGCUGCCUGGAAGAUUUUGAAGAGACUACAGAGGUAGCAAUCUUACCCUGCGGUCACAUCUUUCAUCAAGAGUGUGUGGCGGCUUGGUCGGUCUGCCAGGUUUCCUCCAACUGCCGCUGCCCGACGUGUUCCCGCAGCUUCGUCGCUCCCCAUCAUUGCGCAUGA